Parnassius mnemosyne (clouded apollo) is the source of this 1494-nucleotide messenger RNA. The record is from the annotation of a GenBank genome assembly. Lineage: Eukaryota; Metazoa; Arthropoda; Insecta; Lepidoptera; Papilionidae.
AUGCUUAAUUUUUGUUACAGACUAAAUGGAAACCUUAAGGAUUUGGAUCCGUCGUUGUUCGACUCCGAUCAGGGUCCGACCGAGGAGUACGAGAAUCUCAGGAGACGAAUCUACUCCAAUACUAAAGAAAUAUGGUAUUACAUAAAUCAUGAGUUGGGCAAACUUAUGACGGAAGAUAUCAAGGUCGAGAAGAUACAAGCGAUUUUAGAUCAAGUUGCUGACAGAAAAAGAUCGCUGCUGUCAGACCAGCAGAAACUUCCAGAACUGGACGGUUAUCACGAAUGGCGGCAAAAUGAGGCAGCUAACGUGAGCGACCUAAUACAGAGGAGGCUAAAGUAUCUGCAAAACCCACCCGACUGCAGAGAGGCGAGGAAAGUUAUAUGCAACUUGAAUAAGGGCUGCGGUUUCGGCUGCCAAUUGCACCACAUUGUGUAUUGCCUAAUAUUCGCUUACGCAACCGAGCGAACGUUAAUAUUGAAUUCCAAAGGCUGGAGGUACAACACUAAAGGAUGGGACUAUGUUUUUGAACCUAUCUCGGACAGUUGCACAACGGCGUACGAUGACAAAGUGAUGCCGUGGCCAGUAAGAUACGACGCGAAAGUAGUCUCACUUCCCUUUAUUGACUCCAUAUCGCAGAAGCCAAAGUUCCUGCCCCUGGCGAUACCGAAGGACCUUGCGCAUAGAAUAGUCCGAUUCAAUGGUGACCCGGCGUCGUGGUGGAUCGGACAGAUGCUGAAGUACAUCCUCAAGCCAAGGUCGAGUAUGCAGAAGGCUAUCAACGAAACCAUCGCCAAGAUGAACUUUAAGAGUCCUAUUGUUGGAGUACACAUCCGGCGAACGGACAAAGUGGGAACAGAAGCCGCUUUCCAUCACAUACACGAGUACAUGACGCAUGUAAAGGACUACUACGAUCAGCUGGAACUGACCAGGGUCGUUGACGUUAGAAGGGUUUAUUUGGCGACUGAUGACGCUAAUGUGCUGGAGGACGCGCGCAAGAAGUACCCGCAGUACGAGGUGGUGGGCGACGCCGGCAUCGCGCGCACGGCCGCCACGCACCGCCGCUACACGCCGCAGUCGCUGGCCGGCCUGCUGCUCGACCUGCGCAUGCUGUCCGCCUGCGACCACCUCGUCUGCACCUUCAGCAGCCAGGUGGGACGGGUUGCAUACGAGAUAAUGCAGACGAAUCGUGUGGAUGCGUCCGAGAGUUUCUUCUCGUUGGACGACAUCUAUUACUUCGGCGGUCAGAACGCUCACGAUCGCCGAGCUAUUAUGUCGCACAAUGCUCAAGGAAAGGAGGAUAUCUCUUUCCAGGUUGGAGAUUUAAUAGGCGUGGCUGGUAACCACUGGAACGGUUACGGCAGAGGCACAAACAAGAGAACAAAUUUGAAUGGUCUCAUUCCGUGGUAUAAAACCGCUGACCAUCUCGUCCUGUACCCGUUCCCGGAGUACAAACAAGUGCCACAGUACAGCGAUACGAGGCAGAAGGAUUUAUAA